This is a messenger RNA of Rosa chinensis, 1481 nucleotides long. RefSeq lists its product as uncharacterized. NCBI's taxonomy places the organism in Eukaryota, Viridiplantae, Streptophyta, Magnoliopsida, Rosales, Rosaceae. Gene Ontology annotation, molecular function: 3'-5'-RNA exonuclease activity. The transcript has 7 exons. The record is from RefSeq and is a predicted model, not a curated record. The coding region runs from base 270 to 1202 and encodes 310 amino acids.
CCAUUCCUUACUUCUCAGUUCAGACAUAAUUGAGCUUCUCUCUCUCUCUCUCUCUCUCUCAACUCUCUUUGCUUCUUUUACAUUUUAAUACUUCCACUUCUCCGAUACCAUUCUCCGAUUGCCGAAUCUACAACCUGAGCUUACAAGAAUGGAAUAUACCACCUAAUCCUGCUACCCUUCUUCUCUUUUGGACCAACACAGAUAUAUGUGAUCAUGUAGAAACCAAAAGGGCGCAUAUAUAGAGAUUUGCACCGGAUAGAAGGAACAAGAUGAGUGUCUAUUUGACUGUGAUGACGUUCAAUCUUCAUGAAGAUCCGACAGCAGAUAGUUCUAAUUCAUGGGAAAAGAGAAGAGAUUUGUGUAUAAGCGUCGUUACUAGUUAUUCUCCGAUGAUUCUCUGUACUCAACAAGGAGCUAAAUCACAAUUGGAUUAUCUUCAACAAUGCUUGCCAGGUUAUGACCAAUUUGGGAUAUCAAGAAAAGGACCUGAAGACACUUCAGACGAACAUUGCACCAUCUUCUAUGACAAGGAGAAGGUGGAGGUUAUUGAAGGUGGAACAUUUUGGUUGUCAGAGUCACCUUCUGUCCCUGGAAGCAUGUCGUGGGGUGCUCUAGUUCCAUGUAUUGCUACAUGGGUGACAUUUCAACUGAAAGGAGUUGAGCCCCCUGGCUUUUCAUUCCAGAUAGUAAAUACAAACAUGGAUGAGUUCAGUCCUCGUGCACGGAGGCGAAGUGCUUUGCUUACAUGGCAGCACAUUGCAUCCUUACCACCUAACUUGCCAGUUGUUUAUUGUGGAGGGUUCAACACACAAAAGGAAUCAACUACUGGUCGUUUUCUUCUUGGGAGAUCAAGAGAGCAUGGUGUGGUCGGUGAUAUGAGGGAUACAUGGCCUAAUGCCCGUGUGAGGAAAAAUGCUUCUCUAAUUCGCACUUUUCAUGGAUUUAAAGGUAACAAACAAGGAGCUCUUGAAUUCUUCAAGUUGGUUUUCAGAGCCCUGUGCCUUUGCUGGGAUCGCCAAACACAGGAUCUACACAUAGAUUGGAUUCUUUUCAGAGGUAGAUCUCUUGUUCCUGUUUCGUGUGAAGUGGUGAGUGAUAACAUUGAUGGACAAUAUCCAUCCUCCCACUAUCCAAUAUUUGCUGAGUUUCUGCUUCCUCGUGCUGUGAGAAUUGUUGACCCACCUGCUCAAGAGGAAAAUUGAUAUGCAUCUGUGCAUCUGUUUUUGACCACCACCUCCUUAAUUUUCUCCUCAGAGCAUUGAAGAUUCUUUUUCAUAGUUAUGGGAUUUAGAUUCAUCUUAUCCACUAUUUGUUUACCUCCUAGUUGCUGUACAGAGAUCUUCAACGCAUCUCUCAGGUGCAUCAAAAGAGGUUGUGGAUCUCCUUUUGAGUGUUUGGUUUAUGUAAUGUGACUUUAUCCUCGUAUUUUAAUCAUUGGGGAUUGAUUUUUUUCUUUUCCUGCAAUUUGGAAACUCAACCUU